Molecule: messenger RNA, 2053 nt
Organism: Maylandia zebra (zebra mbuna)
Lineage: Eukaryota; Metazoa; Chordata; Actinopteri; Cichliformes; Cichlidae
Product: integral membrane protein 2A
Biological process (GO): negative regulation of amyloid precursor protein biosynthetic process
Cellular component (GO): Golgi apparatus; extracellular exosome; plasma membrane
Molecular function (GO): amyloid-beta binding
Source: RefSeq, a predicted model, not a curated record
UGCAGCCACCGGAAACGCUAGAUAAAGCCGAGGCUGGAAAGUGCGUCACACAGCUGAGCUGCGGAGAAUAAACGGAACCUGCAGUCUAGCGCCGCAAGUCCCCCUCCCCUGUUAUUUUUGUUUGCACAAGAAAAACCCAAGCUGACGUCUGUUCUUCCAGCAUGGUGAAGAUCGCCUUUAACUCGGCUCUGGCGCAGAAGGCGCUGGGCAAAGAGGUGCCAGCCGCUGUUAAGGACCCUGAAGUGGCCUCUGCUCCAGUGGGCGCCGAGGGCUCCACAGGUCGCUGCCUGCUCACCUUGUUAGGCAUCGCCUUCAUCCUCAGUGGGCUCAUCGUAGGGGGGGCCUGUCUCUACCGAUAUUUCACCCCAAAGAGGAUGUAUCAUGGCGCGAUGGAGUUCAGAGACGUGUCGUCCGGAGCAGAGAGCCAGCCUUACUACUUGCCGCGAGUGGAGGAGGAGGUGGAGAUCUCUGACAACAUCGCCGUCAUCAGCGUCCCUCCUCCCCGCUUCAGGCCCGGAGACCCCGCUUACAUCCUGCACGACUUCAACAGGAAGCUGACGGCCUAUCUGGACCUGACUCUGAGGACCUGCUUUGUGAUUCCCCUGAACACCUCAGUAGUUCUCCCCCCUCAGGACCUCAUUGACCUGUUCUCACAGCUGAUGUCUGACUCUUACCGCAGCUACCUGGUGCACGAGGACCUGGUGGUGACGGAGCGCAUUGAUGAUGUCAAACCCCUGGGCUUUUAUAUCCGCCGUCUUUGUGAUGGAAAAGAAACGUACAGAAUGCAGCGCCGUGCCAGCCUGCCAGGUGGAGGCAUCCAGAAGCGCUCUGCGGACGAAUGUUUCACCAUCCAUCACUUUGAGAACAAGUUUGUGACUGAGACCCGCAUCUGCAAGGCUUAAGCAUGAAUAUGGGUCAUAGAGAGCGAGAGAGGGUAGGUGGGAGUGGGCGGUGAAGGGAACAGCAGAAAGUUACUUCUGUACAAAACUCUUUCCAGUUUUUGCCUCCCCUGCUUUUAAUCUAGUGUUGAGUGAAUUUAAGUUGCAGCAUUAGAGCCUAGCCCCCUUCUCCUCUGAUGUACUCCCUCGAACCCGUGAUAGGUCACAAGUGCGUAAGUAUUCAUUAGCUAGUCUUGUACUGGUUAUUACUUUAAGUCAGUAAGCUAAAGUUAGAUAUACAAGUUUCAUUUAUUACGUUGCUUUCUGUUUUGUUGCUGUAGUUUCCUGCAGACAGAUCUUAUUGAUGUUACUAUAUAACGACACAUCCGCCUCAUCCAGAGCAGAGCUAUUAGUCAUCCUACUGAAUAUUCUAGUGAGAUCAUAUUAGGCGUGUGUUGCGUCAACCUCCUGUCGCCGCUCUGACCCGGGUGCACGGUGCAGGUUCGACCAGGUAUUUGUAUUCUGUUACAGCGUGAUAUAGCACAAGUCAGCAUGGAGAUGUCUGGUACAGUAUACGUGUAACAUGCUUGUCCAUGGAUGGUAACACAACGCUCUCAAGUCACCAAUGUUUGUAGAUAUCCCCCACAGUGCUGCUGUGUGAUAACUUUAGUGUUUCUGAUGGUCUCAUACCUGAUGGGAAACAGUCCAGCACCCUUACAAUAUAUGACCAGUUUUUGUGUUUGUGUUUCAAGCUUCAUGCGUGAUCCUUAACCAGAGUGAUGAGCUAACGAUGAAUAAGCUAAAGGGAAAUUUCACUUAAUUUGACUUGAAAACAGUCGGUUAUCUAAUUUGACUAUUAUGUAUCCGUAGUGUUAUAACACGAGAUGGCUCCCUGUGAUCUUUACACACAUCGUGUGCUUAAAUGGAAAACAGUCGUCCUUGAUUUCUGAAGUCUGUCGAGCACAUUUUAAGUCAUUUUUUAGUAAUUUCCUACUUGAUGCCUGCACACAGAGACAAUCAACAGGAAGUGUGUUUGUAAAGAUGGGGUUUCUGUCUCUGCUUUUUAAUUGAAUACUAGAAGAUAUUAGGGGGGGAAACGCCCAAUGUUGUGUGCAACUACUGAACUGAACUCCACUUUGUUGUUUGAAUAAAGUUGCAUUUGUUUACCUACUGAA